GAUAUGGCAACACUUUUGGCCUCUGGAGUUCCUUGUAGACCACAGUGACCUGCAACAUUUCAGUACAACGAUUAGGGAAAGAAUUGCCUAGGCAACAGUAGCUAUAUGCUGCUAUGAGUACAUUGAAAUGCAUAGUGACAUCCGUUGUUUUAAAGCUGAAUUGAGUUUAUUUAGGCGGCCUAUAAAUAUGUAUAUCAACCAAUUUCCCGCACUCUCGUUCUUUAUUCGUCAUUAACAAAUGAGACUAUAGAUAAAGCCUAUGAUAUUGCCACGAAGGGGAGGGGCUCUUGCCUCUGGUGUGCUGCCUGAGAAAUAUUAGUCAGUUCCCCCACCAGCACAGCGAGUCUACCGAAAAUACUGACCGACAGACAGCGGCGGGCUGUCGGUGACGCGCACGGAGAGAAUAUUUUAUCAAUUGGACGGAGAGACGGAUGAACGCGUUGUCUCUUUUAUUCCCAAUAGCCUACUGGACCAGACUGAUCCAGCCCAUACAGCUGACUGACCGCUUGCUGAGUGACGUGUUCGUGGUGUAGUCUAAAAUACUGUCUGUAGGCUCAAUAAGAAAAUCCUUGAAGGUAUGUAGCUAGGCUAAAUCUCAUAUAUAUUUUAGGACAAAUCACUGCUUUUCAGUUGAACAAAAUCCUUGAAAUGGAAACGUGCUUGAUAGGCUAGAAAUGGGCACAUCCUCUCCUCAUUCAGAUGUGUGGAUGUGGAAUGUCAAUGCGUAUGACUGCAACCUAGUCAGUCAAUAGCCUGUUUGUGUUUUCAUGUAGGUUUAAGUAUUUUUUUUUUUUUAAACAUGAAUGUUUGACAGAAGUUUACCUCCUUGAGGUAGCCUUUUUCAUCACCAUGGACAGCUCGCGCUCAUCGGUUGUGGCAUUGAGAGAUGUCACCAGACAUGUUUUGGGAAGACAAAAAUUAACGUGAUGUAAUAUUUGGGCAAUCUGAACAUAUGGAAUUGUGAAUCUAUAUUCUGGCCGGUUUUUCCGAACCAUUUUUUUUGACUGUGUGGACUUGAAUGAAUGCCAUUCUGUCUUGAAAUUGGCCCCAGUCUGUUUACCUGCUGGGCAGUGGACUAUUCAACACCUCAGGGCAAAUCCAUUCUCAUGUCUCAUUUCUAAAAUAUCUCAUUUUCCAAAUCAAAUCAAUCUUGACUUCAUUGCAGAUACUAGUGUAUAAUAAGUGGGGGCAGUAUUUACUUAUGACGAAUCUUCAGCCUAUUCACCGGCUUGCUAUUCAAUGGUUCUUAAAGAUGUUAUUUAAAGUUAAAUAUAAUCUUGGGGUGAACUAAAAUGGAUGUUGGGAGUUGGGUACCGACCGCAGGAGAUGGGACCGCGAAUUUCACCCCGGCCAACCUCCUGCUGGAUUCCCAUAACGGGUCCGGUCCGACACCGUGGGAUAACGGUGUGUCCAACAAGGUGACUCGGUUGGAUGGCCAGCAGCACUACAUCACAGAGCAAGCCUACCGGGACUUCACCACUACCAUCCAAGUGAUCAUCCUCAUAGGAUCCCUGUUGGGCAAUGCCACUGUUUUAUGGUGUACCUGCUGUACCAGUGUCUUCAAGUCGGUGACCAGUUGCUUCAUUAAGAACCUGGCGUGUUCUGGGAUCUGUGCGGGUCUGGUGUGUGUUCCCUUCGACGUGGCUCUAGGGGCCAGUCCUCGCUGCUGCUGGUGGCUCCAUACUCUGCUGCUCUGCAAGGCCCUGAAGUUCCUCCACAAACUCUUCUGCUCCGUCACCGUGCUCAGCUUCGCUGCUAUCGCACUCGACAGGUACUACUCUGUCCUCUACCCUCUGGAGAGGAAGAUCUCGGACGCCAGAUCACGUGACCUUGUCAUCUACAUUUGGAUCCACGCCACCAUCGCCAGCGUGCCCGUGUUCGCCGUAACCAACGUUACGGACGUGUACGUAACCUCGUCAUGUUCCGACGCCCGCGCCCGCUCCCUGGGUCACAUGGUCUACGUGGUGACAUACAACGUAACCACGGUGAUCCUCCCGCUCGUCAUCGUCUUCCUGCUAAUGGUCCUGAUUCGCCGAGCCCUCAGCGCCAGCCAGAAGAAGAAGGUGAUCAUCGCGGCGUUGAGAACCCCUCAGAACUCCAUCUCCAUCCCUUAUGUCUCUCAACGCGAGGCUGAGCUACAUGCUACGUUACUGGCUGUGGUGUUAGCCUUCUCAGCCUGUAGCGCCCCCUAUGGGGCGUUGGUGGUAUACCGCACUCUUCUCGGGGACAGGGAGGACUUGUCCCCUUUUCUCCAUCUCACGGCCAUCUGGCUGCCCAAGGUGUCUCUCCUUACCAACCCUCUGCUGUUUCUGACAGUGAACCGCUCGGCCAGGCGCUGCCUGUGUGAUGUUCUAGUCCGGGUACACAGAUGCUACAGCCGGCGUAACGUAGUCAGCACUGGGGCCCUGGGGCUGGGGCUGAGGGGCGAGGGGGGCCCUGGGGCCCUGGAGGGGUCUGCUCGGGCCGGGAGCCAGCUCCUGGAGAUGUUUAAUAUCGGGCAGCAGCAGAUCUUUAGGCCGACCGAUGAAGAGGAGGAGGUGGAGAAUGAGAUACCUUCGUCAGUGGUGGGGGGCUGUUCUUGUCCCAAAGAGAACUACCACCAGGGAGGAGGAGGAGGGAGACAAGGGGGACAUGGAGGGAAGGUGGUUCUUCAGAAAGAGACCGAACCAACCAGAGAGAGCGUCCUGGUAACUAAAGAACAACCUCCUCUCAUAUUGCCCGAGCUCUCCCCUGUCCACGCCUGUGCUUACACCUCCUCGUCACAGGUGGCGCCAGCGACCCCCACGGAGCCCGAGGAUGCCACCCAGUUUGGGUUCGGGCCGUUCGAGCUGCCGCCCCAGUGGCUGCCGGAGACCAGGAACAGUAAAAAGAGGCUCCUCCCACCUCUAGGGAACACCCCCGAGGAACUGAUCCAGACCAAACAGCCACGCCCAAGGCCAGAACGACGAAUCAGCAGGAACAACAAGGUCAGCACCUUCCCUACGUCGACCCCUGAACUAUGAACCCUGGCCAUUGACCUUUGAACUGAUGACCCCUGAUGACAGCUAUGGCUGGAGAUCAGUAUGUGGAUGAUUUUUGAUCCAUUUUGUGUCAAUGACUGGAUACAAAGUCAGUGGAGGAAACCCCACCUGACCAGCCACCUGACCAGCCACCUGUCCAGCCACCUGUCCAGCCACCUGACCAGCCACCUGUCCAGCC
Coregonus clupeaformis (lake whitefish) is the source of this 3198-nucleotide messenger RNA. RefSeq names its product G-protein coupled receptor 176. Gene Ontology annotation, cellular component: plasma membrane. Bases 1293 to 3002 code for a protein of 569 amino acids. The transcript has 3 exons. Gene Ontology annotation, biological process: G protein-coupled receptor signaling pathway. Gene Ontology annotation, molecular function: G protein-coupled receptor activity. The record is from RefSeq and is a predicted model, not a curated record. NCBI's taxonomy places the organism in Eukaryota, Metazoa, Chordata, Actinopteri, Salmoniformes, Salmonidae.